CAACUCAUCUCUGUUUUGUACACCGGUGGGAUAAAUGUGAAUCUAUAAGUACUGAAAAUGACGAACGAGUUAACCGAAAAUAUUUUAGAGUAUAUCGAUAAGAAUGGCAGUGCUAAUACUCUAGAUUUAGCAGUCAUUCUUAAACAAGACCAUCAGAAAGUUGUAGGUGCUGUAAAAAGUUUGCAGUCAGUUCCAGAUCUUAUCAAUGUUGAGCAAGUAACGGACAAAAAAUGGGAACUUUUACCAGAAGGUCAACAUGUUGCAACUUAUGGAAGUCACGAAGCAGUGAUUUACAAUGCUGUUCCUGAUGAUGGGAUACCAUUGGAUGAAAUUAAGUCAUCGAUAAAAUAUGCAAAUAUAGGAAUUUCUAAGGCACUGGCGGCUGGUUGGAUUGUGAUUCAUGUCGUGGAAGAUAAAUCUAUCGUUAGAAAAAAAGUAUCUUCCAUCUCGGAUACUGUUCAAAAUCAUUUAAAAGAUGUAUCAAACAUCCCAGAUACAGUUAAAGCAGAUUACAAAAAACGAAAAUUACUUCACCAAAUAACUAUAAAAAGUUUGAAUUUAAGCAAAGGCGAAAACUUUGCAAUAAAACUUGAGAAACAAGAAGCUGACUUAACAACAGAUUUACUAGUAAAUAAUGCUUGGCGUGAAAAGAAAUUUAAACCAUAUAAUUUCAAUGCUCUUGGUGCCAUGCUGGACAUCGGGCACCUUCAUCCAUUACUUAAAGUCCGGGCGGAAUUUAGAAAAAUAUUUUUUGAAAUGGGAUUUUUAGAGAUGCCAACAAAUAAUUUUGUUGAAAGUUCUUUUUGGAACUUUGAUGCUCUUUUCCAACCUCAACAACAUCCUGCUCGAGACGCUCAUGAUACCUUCUUUGUAUCAGAGCCAAGAAUUAGUACCAAAUUUCCAGAAGAAUAUCUGAAAAGAGUUAAAAAGGUACAUAGCAAAGGUGGGUAUGGAUCUCAAGGUUAUCAGUAUGAUUGGAAAAUUGAAGAAGCCCAGAAAAAUCUGUUACGUACUCAUACAACUGCUGUCAGUGCUAGGAUGUUGUAUAAGUUGAUACAAGAGGGUGAAUUUAAACCUGUACGAUAUUUCAGUAUCGAUCGUGUAUUUAGAAAUGAAACAUUAGAUGCUACACAUCUUGCUGAAUUCCACCAAGUGGAAGGUGUAGUUGCAGACUACAAUCUAACAUUAGGUGAUUUGAUUGGCACCUUGUACGAAUUCUUUAAGAAACUCGGUAUCACACAACUGGAUUUUAAACCCGCCUAUAAUCCGUACACUGAGCCCAGUAUGGAAAUUUUCUGUUAUCACAAUGGUUUAAACAAAUGGAUUGAAAUUGGAAACAGUGGCAUGUUUAGGCCAGAAAUGCUUCUGCCAAUGGGUAUUCCUGAAAACGUCCGUGUCAUUGCAUGGGGUUUAUCUCUAGAAAGACCCACAAUGAUCAAAUAUGGCAUUAACAAUAUAAGAGAUUUGGUUGGACCUAAAGUAGAUUUGCAGAUGGUGCAUGAUAAUCCAAUAUGUCGACUGGAAAAAACUGGACCAAGGACUGCACCACUAAAAAAGAAGACAGAAGUGCUUGAUCGACACAUGAAUGUUACAUCCUCAAACCUAGUGAAUGCGGGAAAUGAUCUUGAUGACAAUACUAAAGAGAGAUGUACCAAAUUGAGUUAUGUUCAGAUUGACCAACUUAUCAUAUUUUGUAAUCCAAAACGUCCGUUAUAUUCUUUAGAGACGUUGCUUCAAUUGGCUAAGAAAGAAUUCACAGUAUCUGUCUCAAUUCAUGUCCAUUCCUCGGUGGAAGAAUAUCCUUUACAGCUAUCUGAAUUUUGCUCUAAUUUUCAGACAUCUCAAGUAAAUGUUGAAAUCCCUAUAGUUUUAAUUUGGAGAGCAGAUAUUAUCGAUCCUGUAAUGCAAUGUUCAGAUUUGCAAAUUUUUGGAGAAGUUAAUAUAGCACGAUAUUUGAACCGCAUAAUAGAGUUGAAAAAUCACAAUUUAUUAAGAUAUGAGAGCUGUGGUCCCAUUUAUGCUGCCCAAAUUGACUCGACUUUAGAGAAAAUACACAAAAUAUUGCAUGGUGUUACUAAAGACACGUUACGUUGUAUAAGUAGUAAAUCAAAAUCUAAAUAUGUGUUACGUGAUAACAUUUCUGUAGUCGAUAUUGUACUCAAUUCUGUGCAAAAAUAUAUUGAUAAACUGUGAAUAUUGUAAAAUAAAGAUGAAUCUUACAUGUA
Messenger RNA from Orussus abietinus, 2225 nucleotides. It is a transcript of the gene alpha-PheRS, whose product is annotated as phenylalanine--tRNA ligase alpha subunit. The record is from RefSeq and is a predicted model, not a curated record. Gene Ontology annotation, molecular function: phenylalanine-tRNA ligase activity; ATP binding; tRNA binding. Lineage: Eukaryota; Metazoa; Arthropoda; Insecta; Hymenoptera; Orussidae. The transcript is spliced from 8 exons. Gene Ontology annotation, cellular component: phenylalanine-tRNA ligase complex; cytoplasm; cytosol. Bases 58 to 2193 code for a protein of 711 amino acids. Gene Ontology annotation, biological process: phenylalanyl-tRNA aminoacylation.